Molecule: messenger RNA, 5440 nt
Organism: Pygocentrus nattereri (red-bellied piranha)
Lineage: Eukaryota; Metazoa; Chordata; Actinopteri; Characiformes; Serrasalmidae
Gene: topaz1
Product: testis and ovary specific PAZ domain containing 1
Exons: 20
Coding region: 554-5290 (1578 amino acids)
Biological process (GO): spermatid development; spermatocyte division
Source: RefSeq, a predicted model, not a curated record
GGUGCGCGGCUCCGCUGUCAGUGUAAAGUAUUUCACCAUCACCUCCGCGGACCAGCGCCCUCUCCCACCGCGACGCCGCGGCCGCCCGCUGCCCGACCACACGCGCCGGAGAACCAGCCGCGUUAGUCGGUUUAAAGGCUGCCGGGCUCCGCCGAGUGAGGUUAGCGUUCGGCCGUUAGCCGCUGCGCAGGUGUUAGCCGGCUAGGCUAGGCGCGCUGUAAAUUACAAACCUUCAGAUUUCAGGAACCUGUCCGCUCAGACAGGCAGAGAGAGAGACAGGUAGACUCACAGCUCGGAAUCAGUGCUGUGAAGUAAAGCUAGCUUGGCUAACGAGGCUAAAGUCCGCUUCACCAGCUUAUUGUUCGAACUGUCCCGUUCCACCUUAAACGGUGCGGGUGUUUAUAUUAUAGCGCUUGAGGCGUUAUAAUGACAAUUGCUGCACCAUUUAAGGUGGAACGGGAGCGGAAUUCAGCCUCGUUAAUUCAGCUGCCCUGAAAGCUAAUGGAGCGGCUAGCUUAGCUUGGCUGUCGGUAGCUGUUGGCCGUUGGAGGCGAUGCAGCCGCCGCACCGGAUUAAACUGAACCGCAGCGCGUUCAGACCCGAAAGCGUUUCGGCUUCAAAGCGGCGGCGCUCCGGCUGUGACCCCCGCGUUCCUCCCACCGGGGCGCGCGCGGCGGAUGCAGCCCGAGCCGACCACAUGCACCGGGAACCGCCGAUCCCACCUGCCCGGGAGCGCCACACAGGGUACGACUCAGGUACCGCUCCGCUCAGCGCAGGCGGGGUGGGGGCGAGCAGCGGGGGCGCCGGGAUUCGCUCGGCGGGGUUUGCGAUAGGUGUCGGAGGCGACGAGAAGCACGUGAGGCACGCUCAAACCGAGCCCGCAGCCGCGGAGUGUGGCAUCAACGGUAACAUGCGCGUGGAAUCCGCCUCCGCGAGCUGUGCGCCUACACAACUUGCGCGUGCAGCCGUUGCGGAGCGCCGAACGAGGGGCAGAUCCGCGGCGACCACCGAAAUAACGCGGCUGCGGAGCCGAGCAUCAAAUCGUAAUAAGAACGCUGAGCUGAAGAGACGCUACGGUUUAGUCACGAGAUUUGGUUCAGGGAGACGCGUCAAGCGGUCUGUGAAAAGCUCGUGCUGUGCCUUUUGUGGCGAUGUAAAAAACACCCCUCCUGCUAGCAAAAAACGGGCUCGUGUCCGUAAGCCCGGCUCAAGGCGCCCUGACCCGCCGCGAAGGUGGGAGGGAGCCAAGCUUCGUCCUGCAGUGCAAGCUCAGCAGAAACCCAGGCUUGUUGUGGGGCUCGGGAAGUUCCCCAAGGUCAAACUGUGUGAUGUAGCCCGGGUGUUUCACGUGACCUCACGUGAAUUUUCGUGCGUUUUGCCUGCAGUGCUGCAUCAAAAGAGGGAGCAUAAAGGUGUGCAGUGCUUUGAGAGAGAAUACAUGUCUCUGCUGCCACACUCUCACCACGGUGAACGAAUUUCUGAUAUAUUGGUGGGUCUUGAGGGGUGUACCGGGCCUGCGGAUAAUCAUGUUGGGAGGAUACUGGACAACGAGAGGAUGACACUGACCUCUGGGGAAGGGAAUGUGCGUGUCUCUUCCAACCAUGAUGGGUUUCAGCAUAAUGGUGAGGCAGGAGGCUCGGCUGUGGCGUUGACGGGUCAGGAAGAGGCACCGACAGCGACUCCAGUCCUCCGUGUUCCUCCUUUGGUACUACAAUGUGAGCCAACCUUCAAUGAAGUUGGUUUUCCCGAUCACUUACAGGGGAACCCUGCAGUUGACCAUAAUGCCUCUGCUGUUGGACAGUCUGAGGAAUGCUGCUGUCCUCUGGAGGAGGAAAGUGGAAGUGAGGAUUCAGAAGAUAAAGCAUACUCUCCUCUUUCCUUCUCCUGCCAGAGAACCCAAGCCUAUGUGACUCGGUCUCGCUUGUCCUGUGCCCGUGCUUACAAGUCUUGGCCCUUCCCUAGACGUGGACCUCUUUCCGAACUGAAGUCAUCAGUUUACACUGGCCCUCGAUGGAUUGUUACCCCAGCGGCCUCAGAUGUUGCAGAUCAUGGGAUCAGCAAAGUGCAAACUUCUCUCAGUGUGACACCUGGAGAGAACAUCAGAGAAAACCCUUACAAGCGUCUCCAAUCAAGUGUCGAGAGCACUGUGGAUCAAAACAGGCAAGGGCAGUCAUCGUCUGCAAACCUGAGCAGGAUGGAGAAAAACCCUUCGGAGGUUGUGGAGAUUCCAAAAGUUUCAACAGCAGAAUACCAGAAAAAUCCAGACAAAGGUCAGGAACCCUGCAACCAUUCCCACACUGGGCCUGAUCCCUCUGCAGACACAGAAUUUGUGCAUUUUCCUCAACUGAGAUUUCCUUAUCUCGUCUUGCUCAAGAAGCGCAAUAGUGAAGCUGGGGUCACGUGUUCCCCAGAAGUCUCCUGUGAUCAGGAUAACUUCUCUGGUUUGCUGUCUGCUCAACACCAUGACAUUCCUGGCAAGAGAACUGAUGAGCUGAAUGUGGUUCCCACACCUGAACCAGUCAGUGUUCCUCAACUCGGGCCUGUUGAGCAGAGUCUGUCUGGUGGUGCAGGUCACUUUCAGCACAACAGUCUCACAAGAAGAGCUCUGCAAUCUUCACUUGAUCUACUGCAUCCUCCAGAAGAGCCCAUCUCCAAAGCCGCUCCCGAGAUGGUAUGUUCCAAAACGGAACCUCAGGCUACUUCCUCAGUGACUUCUAAUUCUGCUGUUGAGACCAGGACUAAUCUAUUGCACCCUGAAAAGACCGAUCAACCUGACUUGACUGGAGGGAGAAGAUGGAAGAAGAGCUUUAGCAGCCUGAUGAGCAGAGUCGACGACGACGAAUCCUCUUUCUCCUCCUCCUCCUCCAGUGAGGACUAUCACAACAGUAACCUCUCUUCCAGCAGCGAUUCUGAAGGCCCAUCGCUGCAGGAUGAGAUGCGUGAGCUCGGUAAGGCCGAUCGAGACUCGUCCCCCGUCCGUUCCCCAAAGUGCUCUCCGGUUGCUGGGGGUGAUCUGGAUGUUUUACGAGCGUAUGAGGAAGAUGCCAUUGUGCUUGAUGUGAUUCAAGAUGACCCAGAGCUCUUCGGGGCUGUCGUCAUGGAAACGGAAGAACGACAGACUCAAAAAAUUAGCCCGGAGGCAGGAAAGGAGGCGAGACAAAUGUCCUCACAACCUGGGAAGACCGCCAUGCUCCAAAGUCGUCAGAGGAUAGUUUGGGGCUUAGAGUCAACGAGGCGAACUGCUCAAAUCAAGCUGGAGAAUUCUGACGGUUUCUCUGCAGUGAAGGCUGGUGGAAAGCCUCAGGGUUCUGUGACUCAGCAGGUACACAGCAGAACCUGGACCCCAAGGAACCCUGUAGUGAAACCAGAACAGACUCUUACAGACUGUAAUAAUAACCUGGAUAAGAGAUGUGCAGACCUGAACGCCAACAGCGCUGGAUCAUCAUGGCUUGUGGUUGAUGCGCGCAGCAAUGUUCAUGGUGCAGCUGGGAUCGGCAGCAGUGUUCCUAAACCUUCUCCGCUCUCAUAUUGUCGCUUUUACUUCAGUGAGCAUCACUCGUGCCUGCGGAACAUGUGCUGGUUCCUCCAUUUGCCCAGGGAUGAAGAUGAGAAGUUCUGUAUGGACACGGUGCAGAAGUUCUGCCGUGCUGGAAGUCCUUCCCUUGUACAGCGAGCAGUGGAGGUGUUUGUUGGCUAUUACAGGACUAAUUCUCCUGGUGUGAGUUUCAGUCAAAACAUUGUGAACUCUCUGCUCUCCUCUCUGCUGAACCUGGCACUGCUGACGGACCUGCUGCCUGUCAUCAACACGCUGCUCUCGCACAACAGAGCGGCUCCCCCUGAGCUCGUGAUGGUACUUUAUGAACAGGUGCGCGAGAGAGGACAGCUCAGCUUGGUACCAGAGCUCAUAUUCCUCACCUCAAAGAUGAUAGAUGCAGGCUGUGUGUUCACUGUGAAUCAGUGUGAGAUGAUGCAGUCAGAGCUCCAGAUGCUGCAGGUGCCCAGACAACAGAUGAUCAUUUUCCAUGCUGUCAAAUGCAGAGCUUUGGCCACAAACCCCCUCACUGCUGAAGUGUCAGCGCUGUCUGAGGCUGUGGUCCAGAUCGAGGUGUGUAAGCAGCAGGAGAACUGGCCCGGACUGGCGAGCGUGUUCUGUAGGGUCUGUGCCAGUCGACACAGUGCAGGAGAACUGGCCAGGUUCUGCUGCUGUGUUACCACGGCUCUGCUGAAAGAACCUAAAGACAAGCUCACGCUGCCAUACGAGCCUUUCGCCGAGUCAGUAUGUCAGGAGGUGCCGUCGGACAGGUUGGUUAAAAGCUUUCUGGGAAGAGUGGGAGUCUCUCUGAUGAUUAGAUAUCACAGAAUGCACGACUGGGCCAAGGGUGUGAAGUUGGUCCUCGUGAUGUCUCGGCUGCACGUGGAGUUCUCCAAAUUGAAAGGGCUCUUCGGCAAUGAGGACGGGAUGUCCCGUUGUCAGGUCAUCACCAUGGCGACGGAGCUCUUCCUCCAGAGCGGGAGCAUUGAGGGAGCUCUGAAUGUGCUCAGAGCUGAUGAGUGGUUUGUGAGCUCAAGCAUGUGGCCAUGUGACCAGGCGGAUGUGGAGAACCGGAGGAGGGUUCUGAUCGUUCUAGCGGGAAAAACCUCACACAGAGACACACUGGAGGUUCUCAGCAACCUGCCGGGACUCAGACAGCCACUCGAUGGUGUCCAGCUGGGUGAGUACAGUGGUGUGUUUAAUGCUCACCUACAGAAGUGUAUGAUGAACCAGGCUCUGCUGGUCGCUGCAGACACUCUCGAAUUCAUGUUGAUGCAGGGCAUCAGCGCAGAACCUUCACAGCUUCAGAACGUCAUCCAUAAACUGGGCAGACAGAACUUGUGGAGUCGUGGCAGAUCUCUGUUCAAACGUGCUCUUUGUGCAGGUUACUACUCCGAGGUGUUGUGUGAGAGGGACUCUUUGUCUCUGCCGUGCAGCCUCAGUGAGAUUGAAAUGACUCUGGCCUUCGAGAUGUUCAUCACCUGUGUGAGAAGUAGCCUUCAGAUCCCUGGUGACCCCUCCUCACCUCUGCUCAUCACACUCAGACGGUCGUCCUGUGGCGAGGCGGUGAAGGAGAGCGUGUAUUUGGCGGCCGGCUGCCGUUUGCUGUCCGCGGCGCUGAUACCGAACCCCAAACUGAGCAUCCGCUACGUGGCUGUGAAUCAGCACCAGGAGCAGUUCUUCCACCUGGACCACAGCUCGGCCACCAGGUGGCUCUCACACAACCAGACCUGGGCUCAGGAGAUGUGGGCGAGCUAACGCACCGGACAGAGUCGUCGUCAGGAGCUGACCAGACGUCCACUGAGAAACUGGACACAUUGACUCGCCUCAUUCACGCAAACACUCAGCAGUUUAAGGAACGAAGAAUCGAUCCUAAUAAACACGUUCGGACAGCGAGCGUCUGCUGCA